UGAAGUCAGGGAGCCUGAUUCCUCCAGCUCCGUUUUUUUCCCUCAAGACUGCUUUGGCUAUUCGGGGUCUUUUGUGUCUCCAUACAAAUUUUAAGAUUUUUUGUUCUAGCUCUGUAAAAAAUGCCAUUGGUAAUUUGAUAGGGAUUGCAUUGAAUCUGUAGAUUGCUUUGGGUAGUGUAGUCAUUUUCACAAUAUUGAUUCUUCCAAUCCAAGAACAUGGUAUAUCUCUCCAUCUGUUUGUAUCAUCUUUAAUUUCUUUCAUCAGUGUCUUAUAGUUUUCUGCAUACAGGUCUUUUGUCCCUAGGUAGGUUUAUUCCUAGGUAGUUUCUUCUUUUUGUUGCAAUGGUAAAUGGGAGUGUUUCUUUAAUUUCUCUUUCAGAUGUUUCAUCAUUAGUGUACAGGAAUGCAAGAGAUUUCUGUCCAUUAAUUUUGUAUCCUGCAACUUUACCAGUUUUAUUCAUUAGCUGUAGUAGUUUUCUGGUGGCAUCUUUAGGAUUCUCUCUGUAUAGUAUCAUGUCAUCUGCAAACAGUGACAGUUUUACUUCUUCUUCUCCAAUUUGUAUUCCUUUUAUUUCUUUUUCUUCUCUGAUUGCUGUGGCUAGGACUUCCAAAACUAUGUUGAAUAAUAGUGGUGAGAGUGGGCAACCUUGUCUUGUUGCUGAUCUUAGAGGAAAUGCUUUCAGUUUUUCACCAUUGAGAAUGGUGUUUGCUGUGGGCUUGUCGUAUAUACCCUUUAUUAUGUUGAGGUAGGUUCCCUCUAUGCCCACUUUCUGGAGAGUUUUUAUCAUAAAUGGUGUUGAAUUUUGUCAAAAGCUUUUUCUGCAUCUAUUGAGAUGAUCAUAUGGUUUUUAUUCUUCAGUUUGUUAAUAUGGUGUUUUACAUUGAUUGAUUUGCGUAUAUUGAAGAAUCCUUGCAUCCCUGGGAUAAAUCCCACUUGAUCAUGGUGUAUGAUCCUUUUAAUAUGUUGUUGGAUUCUGUUUGCUAGUAUUUUGUUGAGGAUUUUUGCAUCUAUAUUUAUCAGUGAUAUUAAUCUGUUGUUUUCUUUUUUAUAGUAUCUUUGUCUGAUUUUGGUAUCAGGGUGAUGGUGGCCUCAUAGAAUGACUUUGGGAAUUUUCCUUCCUCUGCAAUUUUUUGAAAGAAUUUGAGAAGGAUGGGUAUUAGCUCUUCUGUAAAUGUUUGAUAGAAUUCACCUGUGAAGCCAUCUGGUUCUGGACUUUUGUUUGUUGGAAGAUUUUUAAUCACAGUUUCAAUUUCAGUGCUUGUGAUUGGUCUGUUCAUAUUUUCUAUUUCUUCCUGGUUCAGUCUUGGAAGGUUAUACCUUUCUGAGAAUUUGUCCAUUUCUUCCAGGUUGUCCAUUUUAUUGGCAUAGAGUUGCUUGUAGUAGUCUCUUAGGAUGCUUUGUAUUUCUGCGGUGUCUUUUGUAACUUCUCCUUUUUCAUUUCUAAUUUUAUUGAUUUGAGUCCUCUCCCUCUUUUUCUUGAUGAGUCUGGCUAAUGGUUUAUCAAUUUUGUUUAUCUUCUCAAAGAACCAGCUUUUAGUUUUAUUGAUCUUUGCUAUUGUUUUCUUUGUCUCUAUUUCAUUUAUUUCUGCUCUGAUCUUUAUGAUUUCCUUCCUUCUACUAACUUUGGGUUUUGUUUGUUCUUCUUUCUCUAGUUCGUUUAGGCGUAAGGUUAGAUUGUUUAUUUGAGAUAUUUGUUGUUUUUUGAGGUAGGAUAGUAUUGCUAUAAACUUCCCUCUUAGAACUGCUUUUGCUGCAUCCCAUAGGUUUUGGAUUUUCGUGUUUUCAUUGUCAUUUGUCUCUAGGUAUUUUUUGAUUUCCUCUUUGGUUUCUUCAGUGAUCUCUUGGUUAUUUAGUAACGUAUUGCUUAGCCUCUAUGUGUUUCUGUUUUUUACGUUUUUUUCCCUGUAAUUGAUAUCUAGUCUCAUAGCAUUGUGGUCAGAAAAGAUGCUUGAUAUGAUUUCAAUUUUCUUAAAUUUACUGAGGCUUGAUUUGUGACCCAAGAUGUGAUCUAUCCUGGAGAAUGUUCCAUGCACACUUGAGAAGAAAGUGUAAUCUGCUGCUUUUGGAUGGAAUGUCCUAUAAAUAUCAAUUAAAUCUGUCUGGUCUAUUGUGUCAUUUAAAGCUUGUGUUUCCUUAUUAAUUUUCCAUCUGGAUAAUCUGUCCAUUGGUAUAAGUGAGGUGUUAAAGUCCCCCACUAUUAUUGUGUUACUAUUGAUUUCCUCUUUUAGAGCUGUUAGCAGCUGCCUUAUGUAUUGAGGUGCUCCUAUGUUGGGUGCAUAUAUAUUCAUAAUUGUUAUAUCUUCUUCUUGGAUUGAUCCCUUGAUCAUUAUGUAGUGUCCUUCCUGUCUCUUGUAACAUUCUUUAUUUUAAAAUCUAUUUUAUCUGAUAUGAGUAUUGCUACUCCAGCUUUCUUUUGAUUUCCAUUUGCAUGGAAUAUCUUUUCCCAUCCCCUCACUUUCAGUCUGUAUGUGUCCCUAGAUCUGAAGUGGGUCUCUUGUAGACCGCAUAUAUAUGGGUCUUGUUUUUGUAUGCAUUCAGCAAGCCUGUGUCUUUUGGGUAGAGCAUUUAAUCCAUUCACGUUUAAGAUAAUUAUCAAUAUAUAUGUUCCUAUUACCAUUUUCUUAAUUGUUUUGGGUUUGUUUUUGUAGGUCUUUUUCUUCUCUUGUGUUUCCCACUUAGAGAAGUUCCUUUAGCAUUUGUUGUAGAGCUGGUUUGGUGGUGCUGAAUUCUCUUAGCUUUUGCUUGUCUGUAAAGUUUUUGAUUUCUCCAUCGAAUCUGAAUAAGAUCCUUGCUGAGCAGAAUAAUCUUGGUUUUAGGUUCUUCCCUUUCAUCACUUUAAAUAUGUCGUGCCACUCCCUUCUGGCUUGCAGAGUUUCUGCUGAGAAAUCAUCUGUUAACCUUAUGGGAGUUUCCUGGUAUGUUAUUUGUCAUUUUUCCCUUGCUGCUUUCAGUGAUUUUUCCUUCUCUUUAAUUUUUGCCAAUUUGAUUACUAUGUGUCUCAGCAUGUUUCUCCUUGGGUUUGUCCUGUAUGGGACUGUCUGCACUUCCUGGACGUGGGUGGAUAUUUCCUUUCCCAUGUUAAGGAAGUUUUUGACUGUAAUCUCUUCAAAUAUUUUCUAGGGUCCUUUAUCUCUCUCUUCUCCUUCUGGGACCCCUAUAAUGUGAAUGUUGUUACGUUUAAUGUUGUCCCAGAGGUCUCUUAGGCUGUCUUCAUUUCUUUUCAUUCUUUUUUCUUUAUUGUGUUCCAUGGCAGUGAAUUCCACCAUUCUGUCUUCCAGGUCACUUAUCCGUUCUUCUGCCUCAGUUAUUCUGCUAUUGAUUCCUUCUAGUGUAUUUUUCAUUUCAGUUAUUGUAUUGUUCAUCUCUGUUUGUUUGUUCUUUAAUUCUUCUAGGUCUUUGUUAAACAUUUCUUGCAUAUUUUCGAUCUUUGCCUCCAUUCUUUUUCCGAGGUCCUGGAUCAUCUCCACUAUCAUUAUUCUGAAUUCUUUUUCUGGAAGGUUGCCUAUCUCCAAUUCAUUUAGUUGUUUUUCUGGGGUUUUAUCUUGUUCCUUCAUCUGGUACGUAGCCCGCUGCCUUUUCAUCUUGUCUAUCUUUCUGUGAUGUGGUUUUUGUUCCACAGGCUGCAGGACUGUAAUUCUUCUUGCUUAUGCUGUCUGCCCUCUGGUGGAUGAAGCUAUACAAGAGGCUUGUGCAAGUUUCUUGAUGGGAGGGACUGGUGGUGGGUAGAGCUGGCUGUUGCUCUGGUGGGCAGAGCUGAGUAAAACUUUACUCCAUUUGUCUCCUGAUGGGUGGAGCUGGGUUCCUUCUCUGUUGGUUGUUUGGCCUGAGGUGACCCAACACUGGAGCCUACCUGGGCUCUUUGCUGGGGCUAAUGGCGGACUCUGGGAGGGCUCACGCCAAGGAGUACUUCCCAGAACUUCUGCUGCCAGUGUCCUUGUCCCCACAGUGAGACACAGCCACACCCCACCUCUGCAGGAGACCCUCCAACACCAGCAGGUACGAGGAAGAGUUUAUUUCAGGUGUUGGGAUGGACAUCCUGUUGGAGUGCAAGGGAAGAGCAGCGAGACCCCAGGUCUAGCCCAGCUCAUGUGCAAAUUCCAGUACCAGCCCUGUCAUAGACUGAGCCCCAUCCUUGUGCGUAACCUAAGCCCUGAUCCUAGACACAGGCUGAGCCCUGAUCUCUAGCUCUUGAUUGAGCUUUCUCUGCAAAAUUGUUCUUGAUCAGCAGGGGCUUGAAUGAGGAGAGUGAGCAUGUGCUCAUCUCCCACCACUGGAGCCUGAACCCAGAGCCCUUGCCCGGUGGUGUGCAGUGGUCUUCAGGCAUGUUUCUGUCCCUCAUCCCUCUCCUGUCCCUGGGAGCUCCUGCUUUGACCAUCGCUGUUAAGCCGGCCUCAGAGCUGAGAGAAUCUUCAGCCCUGCCCGCAGCUUUGGCCCCAGCCUCGCCUAGACUGGCCUGGCCUGGCCAGGAGGGGCGCUGAAGGGGCCGGGAGAUGAGGAUCCAGUGUCCUAGGGUGUGAGUGGCCUUUGCUCUUGGACUGGAGCCAUCAGAAAUCAAAUCUUCCUGGCCCUGAGGGUGCCUGGGAAGGGGGCGGACCUGCCAGCCUGGCCAGAGGUUGGGGUUUCUGCAAUCACUCCCUCCUUUGUGGAACACUGACACCUCCGGAGACAGAGGCUUCCUGGCAUCACCAGGUAAGACCUGGGCAUCCUGGGAGCACAGGCAAGGGAGAUGGAAUGGGGGUGCCAGAGUGGGUUGGCUGGCCUGGGAGAUGGGGUCACAGGCCAGAGUCGGGGCGGGGGGGCCGCUUAUGGAAGGGCAGGUGGGAGAAUGCGGGUAAUGGAACUAGGACUGGAGGUAUAAGUUGUCAAAGACCAAAGCCUGCCCUGAGGAGGGCAUCCACCCCACAACCUGGCCAGGCCUGGACUCUUAACCUCUUCACCCCGAAGGGGCUGGGGUGCAGACGGCAGCCUCUGGGUGUGCAGACACAGGAGUGCAGGUUUACAAAGCAGUUGAGCUGUGAUUGAGCAGAGGGAAAGGGCUGGGCUGAGGGGUUUGCCUGAUCCUGGGAUGAUAUAUGUGUUAGGGCUGGGUCGGACCAUGGAGGAUUUUUCCCUUAGAGGAAAGAGUGCCUCCAGGUAGGAGUUGCUGGGUGGUGGCAAGAGGCAGGUGAGGAGGGCGGGAGUUUCCAGCCUGAUUUCCUGCUGUGAAGGGUUCUAGGGAUUAUCUCCCCUUAAGGGGUUUCUGCGGUCUGCCUGUCAUGAGUGACCUGGGACAGACAGGUCACUGACCCUCUCGGAGGUCACACACAGGCCAGGAGCCUGGUGGGAGAGGCUUUGAAAGAGCUGAAAACCCCCGGGGGUGGGGUUGGUGGGGGAGGGAUGCAGAGCGCGGUCUGAGCCCCAAGCCGAGCUGGCUCCCGUGAAGGCACCAGACCCCUGCCCUUCCUGCCCUCCGCAGCUCAACGCUUCUUAGGGCCGCCCUGGUCCUUCUCCUCCUGCGUCUGCAGGGGCAGGGGGAGGAAGGUGGGUGGCAAGCGGAAAGCAGGAAGGACUGCAGCAACGACCAGGAGGAGGCUCUGGUUGAGACUCCACACCGUUCCGGGUCUGCCCAGAAUGCCAGGUCUGCGGGGGUACCAGGGAAGGCCCCCUCAACCUAAAGUCCACCCAUCGCCACACCCAACAUCCCCAGUCCAGGUCUCUGGCCAGGAUUCCACAGGGGCCCAGUGGGGGCAGGCAAGAUGGGGACUGUUCUCUGAUCUGCCCUCCUCCAGACUCCCCUCCUAGCCUAAGGUGGUGGGAGCAGGGACCAAAGUGCCUCAGGAGCUGGGGCAGGGGAUGGGGCAUGGCUGUCAGUGUCACUGCCCUCCCCUAAGUCCCAUUCUACCUGGACACCAGCAGAGCUCCCACCACGGUUAGCACCUCUGCCAUCAUCACAGCUCUACCGUGACUGCCGCUGUCGCCACAGCCACCCCACCCCACCGUCAGCACCACUAACACCCCCACCCGCGCCCGGAUCAUCUGCACCACUGAGACCCUCACCACGUCCAUGAAGAGCACCCACCUCACGUUUGAAGACUGGACAGAACUUUUCAUUCUUCUUCAAUAAGUUUUCAGGCCUAUAACUUCUCGGGCUGUGGGGCUGGCACAUUCAACAGAGUCUGCAGCCCAAAGGGAGAAGGACUUUGCUGGAGGGUCAGGCAGCAGCGCCUGGCAGCUGAGCUGCAGGGCAGAAGUGUGGAAAGGGGCCGGGCAGACGCAGCUCAGGGAGUGGCUGUAGGCUUCAGCUAACCAGAGCUCACAGCUGGGCAACCUUCCUUUUCUGAAGGGGGAUCCGAGCGGAGUCUUCCCUCUGCCACCUUGCAUCUGGUCCUGGAGGCUGGGCAGCCUGAGCCGGAGCCAUCAGCAUGAACGGGCAGUGGCUUCCAGCCGCUGGGCUUCUCCUGGCUGCUGUCCCGGUGGUCUCGGCUUCCGCCCUGCCCCGUCUUCCUCCUCACAAAGACCUGGGUCCAUCUCCCUUGGCUUCUGGCACAUCUGCUUUGCAGGGGGACAGCAAGAAGAUAGUCCUCCCAUCAUUAAACGCCUUGGUGGAGUCUUUCCCGCAGCCAAGAGGCCAGGGGAGGCUCCUGGCAGGAAGGGAGGAGCCCUUUCUCCAGAGGCACCUGGGGACCAGCAGGCUCUUCUAGGCUCGCUCCUGGACUUGCCUCUCCACUCGGACCAGCCUGCCCCUUUGGGAACCACGGGGGUCUCAGGCAGGGCCACACCCAGACCAGCUCCAUCAGCAGUGGCUGAGCCUGCAGCCCACAGGGCCCCUGAGUCCCAGCCAGUGUCCUACGUGGCUGGACCUGGAGAGGAGAUCUUGGUCACCGGGUCUCCAGAGAUAGCUGCCACGUCACCAUCGCAGGCUUCUCCACAACCUCUGGCCUGGCCCGUGGGCAGGCACACCUUCAGCCCCAAUGCUUGGGUGCCUUCUGCAUCAGGGGCCAGCAACUUCAGCCCAGGGGCCGCCCCACUUCUGACAUUGGCUCCAAAGGCCCCAGAGAAGGCCGUGUCCUCAGCACCCCAGGGCCCACUUGCAUUUACAUCGAUCAGUAACACGUUGGCUGCCACAGAGCCUCUUCUCCCUGUAGCAACAGUGUGGUCAGGGCUGGACACGGCCUCCACAGCGCUCACAGCGGGCUCAGGCUCACCCAGAGGUGGUCUGGCAUCCAGUGUGGGCCCAGCACCCAGUGGUCCUUCAAUGUUGCCAUUGCCCUCAGCGGUACCCUCUUCACAGUCGUCAUCAGCAUCACUGCCACUGUCGUCCCCACCCUCAUCCCCGUCACCUGCACUAACAUCACCAUCACCAGUCCUGGCCCCAGUUUCCCCCUUCACCACCGGAGCCAGAACCUCUCCGGAGAUGCUUCUGCAUCUGAGCUCCCACCUACAACCUCAGGCCUUAUCUUCAGUGUUUCCAGCGUCCCACCUGCCCUGCCAUCUCUGGUGGUUACAGGGAUGGCUGCUCUUCAGUGGACAGUCCAGCCUGGGCCGGUGGUCCCUGCCAACCCAGCCCCCUUGACCACCCGCUCCCUCGGAUGUGUCUCUGGCCUUCCCACCGGCUGCCCCAGCGUCCCUGGAGGUGCCGCCUCCUCCCAGUUGUCUUUCCUGCCUCACCCUGGCCAGGCUGUCUCAUUGCAGGACUCAGGCUCCCCCUCCCCAGGACCCAGUCGAGUGACUCACUCUGUGACCUUCACGAUCACCAAUGAAGCCUUCUCAGCGGCACUCGGGAACCCUGCCUCCCUGGAGUACCAGCUGCUGAGUGAAAACAUCCGACAUCAGCUCCAGUCCGUCUGUCACGAGGCCUUCUCCAGCUUCGAGGGUGUCGGUGUCCUGCUCUUUAGCCCCAGGACGGCACAGCAGAAAACGGGUCCUCAGGGGAAGGAUGAAGGAAAUCUGGAUCCCGAGGCUGCUCGUUUUCAGAUCUCUCCCCACAAACCCCUUCAACCCCAUGCUCAGGCCAGGCUGCCUCCUCAGGACAUGGCCAGUUGGUCCACCUCCUACAGGCUUUCAGAGAUUCCUCAGGCCUGUCACCUCCCUCUCUCCAGAUCCCCUGCUCCUGUGAUGCCACCAAAGAUGUUUUUCUCAGUCUGGCUCAGGCCGGACUCUGCAGCUGUGAAUGCCUCCCUUGUGUUUGGGGGCCUCACCCCGGGCCCCUCUGCCCGUGAAGUCCUCUGGACUCUGUACCGCAAAGUGAAGGCCGCAGGGAAGUUGUUGGGGACCCUGUCCCUGGAUGAGAGCAGUCUCGCCUCUGAUGGGUCCGACCUGACCGACCUGGCCCUGGAGACCACCAGCAACCAUCUCAUGGCCAUGAGGCCCUUCCAGCCCCCGCUCCUCCUGCCUGGCUCUGCCCGCUUUGUCCUGCUGGAAAAGACGAUCCUCCGACAGGUCACACCCGUGCUGUCAGGAUUCUAUACAGCGCGUCCCCAGGAAGAGCCCCUGCUCCUCUUCAGUAAUGCGGACCAGUGGGCGGGCGUUUACAUCGAAUACAAGUUCCAGACCCCCAUCGGUACCCACCUCCCAGGCUUGGCCAAUCACCUGGCCCGGAACAUAAUGGAUCCUACUGUCCAGAAAUCCAGCAUCAUGGCCAAUGCUGACCACCGUCCUCAGGCCUCUGCAGAACUCCGGCCAAGUGGUGGUGAAGUUCCAGUAAGGCCGUGGUGGCUCUGGGUGGCCUGGGGCCCAGGGCUGAACUCUAGCGGUGGGGCCAGUGGCUCAGAGAAACGGCCUUCCUGAGACCCCCGGGCUGUCUAGCGUCCUGACACUGGUGAAGAUCUUCCCGCCAGGCCCGACCCACUGACUGCCAGGGUGGGUGCCACCUUCUUCAGGGCCGCGCCGGCCCGAGCCCUCGUGCAGGACUGCGUGCUCCGGGGUCUGCAUGACCUGCAGGAAGCUGAGGGCCUCUCCGUGGAGAUGGUCAGCCCAGACCUCGGUGCUGACGCGGAAGGCCUGCUUCGGAGUGUCCAGGUACAGAGGCGCCCCUUCCCGAUGCUGCUCCUGCCACUGAAACUGCACCCCAAACCUCUCCUCCUCCCGGCCCCGCCCCCAGCCUAACACAGUCAGCGCCUCAACCCUGACAACGAGAGCCAGAGCAGCAAGGCACCACCUGAGGUCACACAGCAAAGGGGGCUUCUUCCCUCCUAGCUCAUCCAAGGACUAAACGCCCAGGGCCACGACAGAGGCAGGGUGCGGGGGACAGCACCUCACCACCCCACACCAGGGACACCAGGCAUGCUCUAACCACGGCGGCACCCACCUCCCCCCGGAAGGUCUGGAAAACUACUCGAUACCAUCGUCAUACUCAGGUCAGGCUCUGGGGAGCGGAACAGGGCAAGAUGAAGGCCUGCAGAAGAUGCGGGCAGGGGAAGAGAGCUGGCGCCCUCACACCUGACCUGACACGGUGGUGGGGCUGGAGGUAUCAUUGGUCUCAAGCCAAACCGGUCUUUUUGGGGUACGGGAAAUUAAAUGACGCAGCGCAAUCAGAAGCUGGUACAAAAGACUGCUUUUGUUUCUAGGCAGUCAUCCAACAGGAGAGGUUCAGAGCAGAGCCCACAGGAGGAGGAGGUGGGGGCAGAAGACUGACAGGGUCAAGGGUGGGAAUGGGGACUCUUGGGGGCAAGGCCUGGUCCCAGCCCCACCUCCGCCUUAGGCCCGGCCACCCUCAGACCAAAGGCCUUGGGGUGCUGGUGGCCGAGGUGAGGCCCGGCUGUGUGCCAGGGAAGGUUGGCGCCGCGGGGCAAGCCGGGCUCAGAGAACAGACCGCCUGGCUGGGGAAGGUCUAGGACGGAAGCUAAGCUGACCACCUCUCAGGGGCGGAGGGUGGGGCUUUGGAGGGGGAGGCAGCUUUCCUGGACCACAGCCAGGGAGGGGAAGGCCUUGGCCCACAAACCUCCAGCGACUGCUGGGCCCGCUGGGACGUGAGCGAUGUGGUGGCACAGGGUGAUGGCCUUUGAAACCUUUGAACCCAUGACUUAGAAGGGAAGGGGACUCAAGUGUAGUCUUACCCCAAAGGCUCCCUCGACCUACAGAAGAGCCGGCAGGCCCGGUGAGGGGACCCAGGAGCCCAGGGCCCAGAUAGCAGCGAGCACCAAGAUGCCAGAGAGGGUCAGCAGGAAGGUCACCACGUAGAGGUUGGCUGCAGCUGGUGGCCGAGUCCUCUGCACUUCUGGAAUACGCUUUGGUCGCCUGGCCCUCCACAAGCCAGGCUGUCGAGCAUCACGUGAGGCCUCGCGUGAAGAUACAGUUCAGACACACCUGGUGACCUCUGUGGGUUUGAAGGAGAAGGUACAGGGAAGGAAACCCACACGUGGGGACCUAGCAUGGUCUCUCUGGAGGUGAAGUGACAGUAUACCUGCAACACAUAAGGAGAAAGGGUCUACCUGGCAAGGUGAGCCAGCCAUGCGGACACCAGGCUGGACAGACAUCACCAGGGUCUACAGGAUGGCGGAGGGGCCUGGCAAACCAGCACCCUCACGCAGACGAGUCUUUCCUAAGCAGGUCUUCCCCAUGGGCCAGAUGGGGCCUGCAGGACACUUCCCACGGCCCACCGUUACGCGGACUUUAAUUCUCAGCAGCUCUGGAACUGCGCAGUCCCAUUCUCCAGCUGAAUAAACAGAGGCUCAGAGAUGAACACGCAGUGCUACCUUGAUCCCUCCGCCUGCUGCCUCCUCCAGAACUCAGUUCAUUCUAAAAACCUAACACUCAUCAAGCACCUGUGACUAGGUGCUAUUCUCCCCAUCUCGCAGCCGAGGAGAGGGAAGCAGAGGAGUUAAGUGACUUGCCCAAGGUCACAGUCACAGGGCUCCAGAGCCUGCAUUCUUGACGACCACAUGCCCACAGCAGGGCGGUGCUAGCAUCUGCACCUGAAAGGUGGGAACUCUGCUGCCUUCUUGGACAGGGCGUGCAGCCCCAGGUUUUGGGAGGUGGCAGUGCAGGAAACAAGCCGGCCCAUUGGGCCAGUGGUUCUCCAGGGUCUGAGGGGCAGGGAGAGUGCUGUGAGCCACUCCCCCACCCACCCCAGCGACACUCACUGGGAACCUUGAAUCAGCACCUGCCAGAGGGUGGGGAAGAGGCUCAGCCCCCGCUGCACCUGGAGUGGGAGGUGGGCAGGGAUGGGCACUCUGCCUCCAAGCAGCCUCAGGCGGAUGAGAGAGGACCAGAUCUCUUGCCUCACCCUUUCCCCCCACCCCAAGGUGCCCUGCAGGGGAGAAGGGGCAGCUGCCCACCAGGCCAUUGCUCAGAUGGAGAAGAGCCUAUGGGAACCAUGGGGGCUGUAUUCUAGAAGGAGAGCAUGACCUCCUGGUUACUCCAAGGCCAGGCCCAGGCCUACCAAGGUGGCCACGUCUCCAAGGAGGGCCUGGUAGAUAAGAGACGCAAUGUCCCUGAGUGGUUCUAUAAACUUCCUGUUAAGGACAGAUGAGGAAAUGGGCAAGACAGUCAUGUUCAGUGAGAGCCUGGCAGGUAAAGGAGGGGCCAGAAGCAGACAGAGGUCAGCUGGGCCCAGGCCUGGACCCUGGAGGGACAGCAGGCUGGGGGAGGGGUGUCACUCACCAGCCACAGCGAGGGAGCUCAGGUCCAUGAGCAGCUGGGCAAGGCCAUCAGCACCUGGGGACCGUCUGCCGGACCCGGCUCUGUACUCGGGCUUCUGCCUGGAACCACAGGUGCCUGACACUGGCCUGAGGUAGGGAGGGUGGCAGGAGAGGCACCUGUGGCCAAAUGCAGGCACCUCAGCACGGGGGCGGGGGGAUGACAUGCCCAAAAGAGACUACCGGGGUCACGAGCUUAAGCGAGUGUCAUCCUGGGACAUCUUGUCCACGUAAGUCAGAACUUAUCCCCACCCUCAGCUCACAGUCUGGUUGGGGCUUGACAAACAGAUGUCAGUGCUGUGGAGAGGGGGCCUAGCCAGCGUGGGACAUCCAGCAAAGAUGUGUUUUGAAUCUGCCAAGAAGAUCCAUCCACAACAGGACCCUCAGGUCCAAGUCCAGGGCCCAAGAGCUAGGGGCUAGGUGUUCACCAAGGGGCUGGAAGGUGGCAAGGCGAUGGCCCAAGGCUCCAGCAGGAAACUGCAGCGGCCAGAGCCUGUCUUGGUGGGGCAGCCCUGGGGAUGACUGUGCCCGGCAUCCCCCAGGGCCGGGAUAGGGGACUGCCCAGGGGAGGGGUCUGAGGACCUCUAGGGAGACAGACUCAAGGUGUCCUGGGCACCUGGAUCAGGAAGCAUGUGAGGGCACCCUGCCCAAGGCCAGCUAAGAACCUGGGAAAUGCCUUUCUAGUCUAAGCCACUCAUGCUGCAGCCCAGAUGCCAUCUCUCCUCAAAUAGGAGAUGAGUUGGCAGGGAAGGCACCCUAUUCCCUCCCUCCCCCCAACCAGAUGUGAAGGGAGGUGAAAGGCUGUUGCAGGACCCAGCCCGCCUGGGUUCUCUAGCACCUGGAGUGGGUGGGGAGAGAAAGUGCAGCUGAGUGAGAAAAGCCAAGGUCCCACCGCCCCCUCUCUGCAGGGUGACCUUGGACAAGCUGCUUGCUGUCUCUGGGGUCCGGAGACUCACAGGGGAAGGGCCAGGUUUGGAGGUCCCGAUCCUGGAGCCCAGAGCUACCCCUAGAGAGGACAGCCUACGGAGCCCUGUCCUCCCGAUUCUGCCCCCGCCCCUGGGAACAGCAUCCUCCCAGCUCAGAGGCCCUGGAGGUGGAGGGGCUGCACCUGCUUUCAGAUUGCUCCAUAGUGUGAGUUGGCCUUCGUCCUGAGCAGGGUGCUGAUCCCACGGUCACCCAGGUGAUGGGCAGCUUCUCAGGCUACAGGUGCUCCGAGGUAUACCCUGCAGGGCACAACACCGGGAGGGUGUAGGUACAUUGAACAGGGCCCCCAGGCCACUCUGGGCCAAGACCUGAGCUCUGUUUGUCCAUGGAGACUCUGACCUGUGGCAACCCCUGCUGGGCCUCAGUUUUCCCCGCUAUCUCAUGAGGAUGACAGUAUUGCCUUGGAAGGCAAACAAGGGCAACCUUAGCUCCCAGCAGGCCCAAGACCAAAGGAAGCAGGGUUCUGGGUUGUUCUAGAAGGUGAGGCUGGGGCAGAUGAGGGCCUUGCUCCAAGGGAAUCACAGCCAUCUGGGUCCUAGUCUAGACCCUCAUAGGCCAUCCCAUAAAACCCAACCCUAAUAUGAACCCCUACGGAAAGCGUUAAAGUGUGGGGUCAGGAGGGUGGGGGAUGACCCUCCAGGAGAAGGUUCUUAGGCCUAGGGGAAGGUUUGAGCUGGCCCACAGAGCAGUCAGAAGGGUAGGUGACAGGCAUCCUCACAAGAUCAGCCAGGGAACCCAGGAGGGACAAAGGUGUGGUGGUGGGCAUGUUCCAGAAGAGAGCGGGCAUCCCCCCACUCACCGCUGGGGCUGAGUGAGGCCAGGCCCGUGCACCAGGGGCAGCAGGUACCCUUGCGCUGGCGCGCCUUGGCUACCACGGUGCUCGGGAAGUCUGCGUUGGCGAGCAGAAUCUGCCUCCAGCCUCCAGCUGGCUCUGCACCCAUACCGACCUCUGGCUGCAGGGAGCCGGUGCAGUGAGGACUCAGCUGGCACGCUAGCCACCACCGGAGGCCGGGGCCCCUCCCCAGCCUGGAAGGGGCCUGAGAGGCGGGCAGGGCCCCUAGGCUUAGCAGCCCACGCAACACCAUGGAGCCGAGAAGACUUACUAGAAACAGACUGGAUUUUAGGAAGCAGGCAUGGAGGACAGCAAGCACCUGAACCGAGGAGAGGGAAGCCUCUAAGCGUGGACUCCAUCGGGCAUGACCACCCGGGAAGGGCUGGGCUCCACUCCACCAUUAAGAGCUGGGGCCGUGGGGGAACCGUCCACCUCGCUGCCUCAGUUGGCCCCCUUUGCUGAGGAAAGGAGGGAUAACUGCCUCUCACGUGGAACCUAGGACAAAACAAAGCGUCAGUCCCACAUGGGUACAUUCUAGGGAGGGAGAGGCCAGGGGCAGCAUUGUGUGUGCUUGGGGCAGGGUAGGAGAUACGGAGAAAACUGCCUUCUUUGAGGGCCUAGGAGAAAGGAAGAUAAGCAGAGAGGAACUCCCAGACAUUCUGCCUCAGGCCCUUUUCCAGCCACCCUCUAAGCAGCUCCGCCGUAACUUGGGUGGCACUAUUCUUACCGUCAGUAUGGUUUCCAGGCUGAGCCGGGGGUGAGGGAGAAGCAGUGCAUAGGUGACGUGCGUGAGAUAGAAGUGGAGAGGAGCAUGGUUGCCUUGGAGGCCUGGCCUGGGGCUUCCGCCACGGUACCUGCCUUGCCCGUGCUGGAGCAACCUGCCAGCUGUGGCUUCCCACUCAAAGGUACCCAAGUGCCAGGACCGGAGCCAGACUCCCCUCAGGGGCAAGAGACAGAGUGGGAUGGGACACAGGCCACCCAGCCAUUAUUGGGGUUUAGGGCCUGCUUGCCAGCUGGAAAGACAGAGGGACUCUGCUUGAGGGAAGGACUGGGCCUGGGCCACUCAGACCUACCUCUGCGACAGGGGCAGUCCCAUCCUCCGGUUAGACUCAUAAGCUGACCAGAGGGGACCUGUAGUCCCCCCAAAGUCCCUACCCCCUCCCGCCCAAGUGUUCACCAUAAAAAGGGGUGCAGAAACACCAGGCACUCCUCCCAGCUGGCUGUGGCUUCCUGGGUCAGGACCCCUGAGUGAGUCGAGUUGGGGGUCCCAGCAGCCAAGGUGGGAGGAGAGCCGGGUCCCCCCGAUGGAUACUAGAUGGGAACACAGCAGAAGCUGUGAGAGCUGGUUCCUCAGGACUGAGCACCUCUGCCCAGAUGUCCUCAGAGACACUCCCGCUGCCCAGUUCAGCCCAGAGAGCCAGGGCCCGGUGCCACAUAGGCUCUCUGCUUGAGAGGAACGUCCCGGGAGUCAUUACAUCUCUCUGCCCAGAGGCUCAGGUAUCCAGGCUCUGGGUGGGCCAGCAGGCAAAAAGAAGGGGGCUGUGGGUCCCCCAGCAGUCAGAGGCCUUGGUGGCCACAGAGCCAAUGGGUAAGGGAGAAGGGGGACUGGGCUCUGCCCCACUGAAGUCGGUGGCACCAGGCUCCCGAAGGGUCCCUGGGAGGAAGACCAGCGUGAGAGGAAGUAUUGCAGAAACCUUAGGCACCUCCUCUGCAGGGUGGGCCCGGCUGGAGGGCCCAUAUCAGGGAGGUGGGCCUUGGGGCUACAAGAGAAAGGAGCGGCUGGUGCCGCAUGGAAGGCAAGCCUGGUGUACAGAACGUGGCAUCAGCUGAGCAGGGUGAGGUCUCCCUGAGACAGGCUUGCACCUGGACACAAGCCUCCUCCAGCAAGAAAAUACAAAGGAAGUAUCAAUAUAAGGGACUAAAGAUAACUGCGUGCAUGCGCAGUUGGGGCAAAUUCUGGACAACGCGAUACAAAGAGACCAAGGUGUGGGCACACCACCUGAGCCACCCCUCCGCCCGACCCCUGGACACACCCCCACAUAAGGAACUGGCUCACCCCACCUCAGCUGGCGAGCAAGCAAUGGAACCUGUUACUUGUCACUUGUUCUCGCUCCCCGCUGCUACAACAGGGGCCCGAAUAAAGCCUUGCCUGAAUUUC
This is a messenger RNA of Orcinus orca (killer whale), 15590 nucleotides long. Its product is annotated as taste receptor cell protein 1. The transcript is spliced from 13 exons. The record is from RefSeq and is a predicted model, not a curated record. The coding region runs from base 7490 to 8767 and encodes 425 amino acids. NCBI's taxonomy places the organism in Eukaryota, Metazoa, Chordata, Mammalia, Artiodactyla, Delphinidae.